Messenger RNA from Prunus avium (sweet cherry), 1348 nucleotides. Its product is annotated as B3 domain-containing transcription factor VRN1-like. Gene Ontology annotation, molecular function: DNA binding. Lineage: Eukaryota; Viridiplantae; Streptophyta; Magnoliopsida; Rosales; Rosaceae. The record is from RefSeq and is a predicted model, not a curated record.
UAUUCUGACUCCCCAAAAAGCUGUUUGGAUGAUAGACAAACAUUUCAAUCUCUCUACCUAUAUAGGAAAAUCUUCAAUACUCCCCAUCCCAGUUUAAAUCUCUCCCUACACUCUUUUCAGCUUUAAUGUCAAGUGCUUGUGGUUGGCAGAGCCUUCAUAAACUUGACAACUUCCUGCCCCUGAACUCAAUUUAAUUAGCUGAGAUGGCACAACAACUCAGCAUAAAAAUGAAGUGAAGCCAUAGCUGCCUCCUACAUUGGCUUUAUCUUGAAGCAGACACAUCUUAAAGUUUUCAAGUGCUACCUACAAUGGCGCCUUCACCUCACCAGAAAAUUGAUCAUCAAGGUCCAAAGUUUCGUGCUACAACUCCCCAUUUUUUUAACAAGAUCGUAGACAAAAGACUUAGGGUGCCAAAGACAUUUCUGGACAAAUAUGCUGAGAAUCUGUCAGAUCAAAUACACCUUAAACUCCCAUGUGGUUCAGAAUGGAAAAUCAAACUCAGAAGAUGUAAUGGUGAGGUUUGGUUUGGAAAGGGUUGGCCGGAGUUCUCUGAGUUUUACUCUCUCAAAAAAGGCAACUCCUUACUUUUCCGGUAUGAGGGGAACUCAAAAUUCCACGUUUUGAUAUUUGAUGAAAGCGGCACAGAGAUGGAUUAUCCCAUAGCUAUAACCCUGAUUGAAGAAACUGAUGAAGAAGAUGAUGUUAAGUCUGUUGAAAGUUUGGAGUAUUUUCCAACCUUCCCAAAAACAAAGCACAAAACUGGUCCUUUGCUAUCUCCUCUGCCUCAAGAGAAAAGCAGAACAAAUCCUCGUUCUUCAUCAAAGCCAUCAUCUUCAUCUUCAUCUUCUGCCAAUGAGUUCGUCUCAAGCCACCCAUUCUUCAAAGUCACUUUGGGGUCAUACCUUGGGAUGAAUGUUCCAGCUAGUUUUCGGAAGCAUUUCACUACAAUGGAGACCCAAAUCGUGAGGCUUUGGGUCGGAGAUAGAUCGUGGCCUGUGAAACUGAUUUUUCAUCGUUACAACGGUCAAUUAAGUGCUGGCUGGAGAGCAUUUUCAAAGGAAAAUUCGUUGAAAAAAGGAGAUGUUUGCAUCUUUGAGCUUAUCGACACGAACAACGUUGCACUGGUGGUAAACAUUUUUAGAUGCUGAUUAUUCGGGGGUGCUUAGGGUUGAUUUAAAGUGGCAGAUUAGUACUGUUGGGGUAUUUGUUAGAACUGUUGUUGCGAGGGAUACCGUAAAAGAUGAUUUUCCAAUGUAGCUGUCUUUUUAAUUUCCUUUAAAAGUAUUUUAAGUAUAACAUGUACCGUUAGCGAUAAAUUAUCAGAAAAUAGUCUUCAUCGAAAUUUUAU